This is a messenger RNA of Meloidogyne enterolobii, 570 nucleotides long. Lineage: Eukaryota; Metazoa; Nematoda; Chromadorea; Rhabditida; Meloidogynidae. The record is from the annotation of a GenBank genome assembly.
AUGGUAGAUAUUAGAAUAAAGUUUGAAGGGUCCCCUUUACUAAACCUCGCCACAGCAAUACAUAGUUUUUUAAAUCUGUUUUUUUCUCUUAAAUCAACCAAGUAUUCUAAUAAUUAUAGUAAUAUCCAACCUCCAUUUGCCUGGCAUUCCCCAUCUAAUACAGGCAUUCAAUCCAACAAUGAUGUUUGUUUUUCAUCCAAUCCAACAACCUCAACAAAAUUAAUUUCUCAACAACAGCAAACCUCUCCAAUUUUAACUUCAAUUAAUCCCCCACCAAUUUAUAAUAAUUCUACAAAUUCACAACAAUAUUAUAAUAAUUCUAAUAAUAUACAAGAAUCUUCACAACAUUAUUAUAGAAAUCAAAAUAAUAAUCAACAAGAAGAAAGAAGGGGAGAAAUAAAUUCAAUAAAUCAACCAAAUAAUUGUGCUUGGGGAGUUGUGAAUAAACAAAUGCAACAUCAUUUUGUACCUACACCGUCUACACCUGUACCAGCAAUUUAUAGUGGAACAAGUCCGUCACCUCCACAACGUUUUGGAGUUGGUGGUGUUGGAGGGGGAGGAGGAAGAUAA